Messenger RNA from Gorilla gorilla gorilla (western lowland gorilla), 12630 nucleotides. It is a transcript of the gene STXBP5L, whose product is annotated as syntaxin binding protein 5L. Gene Ontology annotation, biological process: Golgi to plasma membrane transport; exocytosis. Bases 265 to 3825 code for a protein of 1186 amino acids. Lineage: Eukaryota; Metazoa; Chordata; Mammalia; Primates; Hominidae. The record is from RefSeq and is a predicted model, not a curated record. Gene Ontology annotation, molecular function: syntaxin binding; myosin II binding; GTPase activator activity. The transcript is spliced from 28 exons. Gene Ontology annotation, cellular component: plasma membrane; SNARE complex; cytoplasm.
UGCCUCGGCGUGAGGUGUUUGUGUGUUCGCGCGCCCGCGGGCGGGCGAGAGCCCCGCGCCUCAGCGCUCGGCCUGGGGGAGGGACAGCGGGAGCGGCGGCUCUGCGCGCCCAGCAGGCUGAGGCGGGACUCGGGCCGCAGCCGUCGCCGCCACCGCUUCACGUCCCCCGAGAGCGGCUGCCGUGCAGCGGGGAGAGCAGACGGCGGGCGGGCGAACAGGCGGGAGAGCGCGGCGGCGGCUGCGGCUGCGGGCAGAGUGUUUAAAAUGAAGAAGUUUAAUUUCCGAAAAGUUUUGGAUGGCUUAACUGCCUCCUCCCCUGGCAGUGGUAGCAGCAGUGGCAGUAACAGUGGUGGUGGGGCUGGAAGUGGUUCCGUACAUCCGGCGGGGACUGCAGGGGUUCUCAGAGAGGAAAUUCAGGAAACUUUGACUUCGGAGUAUUUCCAGAUUUGCAAGACAGUUCGGCAUGGUUUUCCUCAUCAGCCCACAGCAUUAGCCUUUGAUCCAGUUCAGAAAAUCUUGGCUAUUGGGACGAGAACAGGUGCUAUACGAAUACUCGGGAGACCUGGUGUUGAUUGCUAUUGCCAACAUGAAAGUGGUGCAGCUGUCCUACAGCUCCAAUUUUUGAUCAAUGAGGGUGCCUUGGUCAGUGCAAGUUCAGAUGAUACACUUCAUUUGUGGAACCUUAGACAAAAAAGGCCAGCCAUUCUCCAUUCUCUUAAAUUUAACCGGGAACGAAUUACUUACUGUCAUCUACCUUUCCAGAGUAAAUGGCUUUAUGUUGGAACAGAAAGAGGAAAUACACAUAUUGUAAAUAUUGAAUCUUUCAUUCUUUCUGGAUAUGUUAUCAUGUGGAACAAGGCAAUUGAACUAUCCACUAAGACUCAUCCAGGUCCAGUUGUACAUUUAAGUGAUAGCCCAAGAGAUGAAGGCAAACUGCUAAUAGGUUAUGAAAAUGGUACUGUAGUAUUCUGGGACUUGAAAUCUAAAAGAGCAGAACUGAGAGUUUAUUAUGAUGAGGCUAUUCAUUCAAUUGAUUGGCAUCAUGAGGGCAAACAGUUCAUGUGCAGCCAUUCAGAUGGUAGUUUGACUUUAUGGAACCUGAAAAGCCCAAGUCGCCCUUUCCAGACCACAAUUCCACAUGGAAAAAGUCAAAGAGAAGGAAGAAAAUCUGAAUCUUGUAAACCAAUUCUUAAAGUAGAAUACAAGACCUGCAAAAACAGCGAACCAUUCAUAAUAUUCUCUGGUGGGCUGUCCUAUGACAAAGCUUGUAGAAGACCAAGUUUAACCAUCAUGCAUGGAAAAGCAAUUACAGUACUUGAAAUGGAUCAUCCUAUUGUUGAAUUUCUAACUUUAUGUGAAACGCCCUAUCCAAAUGAAUUUCAAGAACCCUAUGCUGUCGUGGUACUUCUGGAGAAAGAUCUCAUUGUAGUUGAUCUGACACAAAGCAAUUUUCCAAUCUUUGAAAAUCCAUAUCCCAUGGACAUUCAUGAAUCACCAGUUACAUGCACAGCAUACUUUGCAGAUUGUCCUCCGGAUUUGAUUCUAGUACUGUAUUCUAUAGGAGUCAAGCAUAAAAAACAAGGAUACAGUAAUAAGGAGUGGCCAAUCAGUGGAGGAGCUUGGAACCUUGGAGCACAAACAUAUCCAGAAAUUAUUAUCACUGGUCAUGCAGAUGGAUCAAUAAAAUUUUGGGAUGCUUCUGCAAUAACUCUGCAGAUGCUGUACAAGCUAAAAACUUCAAAAGUGUUUGAAAAACAGAAGGUAGGAGAAGGAAAACAAACAUGUGAAAUUGUAGAGGAAGACCCAUUUGCCAUUCAGAUGAUUUACUGGUGUCCAGAGAGCAGAAUAUUCUGUGUAUCAGGAGUCUCUGCAUAUGUCAUAAUUUAUAAAUUCAGCAGACAUGAAAUUACAACAGAAAUAGUGUCAUUAGAGGUACGACUUCAGUAUGAUGUUGAAGAUAUUAUUACCCCUGAACCAGAAACAAGUCCUCCGUUUCCAGAUCUCUCAGCCCAGCUUCCUUCUUCAAGGAGUCUUUCUGGGAGCACUAACACUGUUGCUAGUGAAGGAGUAACAAAGGACAGUAUUCCAUGCCUCAAUGUGAAGACACGGCCAGUGCGAAUGCCUCCAGGAUAUCAAGCAGAACUUGUUAUUCAAUUGGUGUGGGUAGAUGGUGAACCUCCACAACAGAUUACUAGUCUUGCUGUAAGCUCAGCAUAUGGAAUAGUUGCAUUUGGGAACUGCAAUGGGUUGGCUGUGGUGGAUUUUAUACAGAAGACAGUACUGUUAAGCAUGGGGACCAUUGACCUAUAUAGAUCAAGUGACUUAUACCAGCGACAACCACGGUCUCCUCGAAAAAACAAACAGUUCAUUGCAGACAACUUUUGCAUGCGUGGCCUGUCUAACUUUUAUCCUGAUUUAACGAAACGGAUCCGUACUUCCUAUCAGAGUUUAACUGAACUGAAUGACAGUCCAGUUCCCCUAGAACUUGAGCGCUGCAAGUCUCCUACCUCAGACCAUGUAAAUGGACACUGCACAAGUCCAACUUCUCAGAGUUGCAGUUCUGGAAAACGUCUUUCUAGUGCCGAUGUUUCAAAAGUAAAUCGCUGGGGUCCUGGAAGACCACCAUUUCGAAAGGCCCAGUCAGCAGCCUGCAUGGAGAUUUCUUUACCAGUUACAACAGAAGAAAACCGAGAAAAUUCCUAUAAUCGUUCUAGAAGCUCUAGUAUCUCCAGUAUUGACAAAGAUUCUAAAGAAGCAAUUACAGCACUAUACUUCAUGGACUCCUUUGCACGGAAGAAUGACUCUACCAUCUCUCCUUGUCUGUUCGUUGGAACCAGUCUGGGAAUGGUGUUAAUCAUCUCCUUAAACCUACCAUUAGCAGAUGAACAAAGGUUUACAGAGCCAGUCAUGGUAUUCCCAAGUGGUACAUUCCUCUCAUUGAAAGGAGCUGUGCUAACAUUCUCCUGUAUGGACCAAAUGGGUGGAUUAAUGCAACCGCCAUAUGAAGUUUGGAGGGAUCCAAACAACAUAGAUGAAAAUGAAAAAUCUUGGAGAAGGAAAGUGGUAAUGAACUCAUCUUCUGCAUCCGAAGAAAUAGGAGAUCAUCAGUAUACAAUAAUCUGCUCAGAAAAACAAGCCAAAGUCUUCUCACUGCCUUCUCAGACUUGCCUUUAUGUUCACAACAUCACGGAGACAUCUUUUAUACUACAAGCAAAUGUGGUGGUCAUGUGUAGCAGUGCCUGCUUGGCAUGCUUUUGUGCUAAUGGACAUAUCAUGAUAAUGAGCCUACCUAGUCUUCGCCCAAUGUUGGAUGUUAAUUAUUUGCCACUGACAGACAUGAGGAUAGCACGAACAUUUUGUUUUACCAAUGAAGGACAGGCAUUAUACCUCGUCUCUCCUACUGAAAUUCAGCGGUUAACAUACAGCCAAGAAAUGUGUGAUAAUCUACAGGACAUGCUAGGAGAUUUGUUUACUCCCAUAGAGACACCAGAAGCUCAAAACAGAGGCUUUCUCAAGGGACUGUUUGGUGGAAGCGGACAAACAUUUGACAGAGAAGAGCUCUUUGGGGAAGCUUCAGCAGGAAAAGCAUCCCGCAGCCUUGCGCAACACAUUCCUGGACCAGGUAGUAUAGAAGGGAUGAAAGGCGCUGCUGGAGGGGUGAUGGGAGAGCUGACCCGUGCACGGAUUGCACUUGAUGAAAGAGGACAGAGGCUAGGAGAGCUGGAAGAGAAAACUGCAGGCAUGAUGACCAGUGCAGAAGCAUUUUCCAAACAUGCACAUGAGUUAAUGCUGAAAUACAAGGAUAAGAAAUGGUACCAAUUCUGACUUCUAAAGAAGCUGUGACUGCUUUGAGAAACUAUAUUCAGAGAAACCAAAUUUAUUCCCAGCAUCACUAUUCAACUGCUAGAAGCCAGUUUCUUCUACAAAAUGUUCCAUUUACAGUCAAUCUGAAAUUUUCAUAAAACAGAUGUAUCAGAGACGCUGUGCAACCCAAAGGCUGGAGCCCUGGUUAAAAUCCCAAGAUAUGGCUGAAUUUGCCUUUUCCCAUGUGGAAUGGAGCUAUCAUCUUGGCAUGUCAUUCGAUAAGGAUUUAUAUUUAGUAACUAUGGGGAGUCCUCUUGAUUUGAAAAUUCCUGUACAAACAAAAGCAUUAAUGCACUUAAUGAAAAAAAAUCUUUGCAUGAUAAAUUAACAUCUUAAGAGGAAAAGAAAAAAAAGCAUGUUGUGAUAGAAGAAAAAAAGAUUCAUGGUAAACUAUUUCUAUCAAUUGGGCCACACUCAACAAUUUAAAAAAUCUGCAUUUGAAGAUGUCAGUGCAUUUCAAAUAUAUUUGCCAUACCCAACUGAAAAGGAAAACAAAACAAAACAAGAACCCAGAGUUUUCUCCUCAUCUGUAACUUUCAUUGUACUAGAACCUUAUUGAAUUCUUAUGGCAAGAGUCUGAUUAAUGUUCUCUCUCCAUGUUUUACAUCAUUCACAGUUCUGUCAAAAUCAAAUAUUGCCAGUAUAGUAAAUUAUUCCCAACACAAUCAGUUUCAUUUCUAUCACCUUCAGAAUGGGUUGCUGUUUUUAGCACAAACCAUGCAGGGUUGGGUCACCUCAAAGCAUUUUCUUCAGCCUGGCUUGUACUCUACAGGGGAGUUGGUAGUAGGUGUGGGGAAUCUAUAGGAACAAUAGAGUUAGCUAUGAGAACUGACUUCACACAAAGGGAAAUUUCACACACCCCAAUUUCAGUUUCUAAAGUGAUAUAUUUUAAAAGCUUCAUUUGUAUCCUUGUCUGCCAGUUACACAGUAUAUUACUGUUCAAACCCAGUAGGGUCUGCAAUCGAAAGGCGCUCUUGCAGCCUGACAUUCACAAACCAAACUGGUCAUUCUCUUUAGUGUGAUUCAGUAAAAUCUCAGUUAAUGUUUUGGGAAAGGGAUUCUGAUUUAUGACAUUUCUGAUUUACAAGGGCUUUCCUUAGAAAAUACCUUUCGGUUUGAUACUUACCACUGGAAAUUGGUUUGAUACUUACCACUGGAAAUCUUUAUAAAAUAUAGUGAUCUGUUUGCUAUCUUGGCCUCAGUCAUCAUUAUAGACAACAGAAAUACAUAAAGAGUUUAAUGAUACAAAAUCAAUGCUUUUGUCCCUAGGUCAAAUAAUAUAAGUCACUAGAUUAUGUCAAUAGAUGCCAAACACCUGUCCCUUAUUAAAGACUCUUUUAAAGCUGGAAUAAAGAAUAUCCUUAACAUGAUACAAGGUAUCUAUAACUCACCAGAAAAGCACCAGAGUCAAAACCAAAUAGAGACACCUACUACCAUUUAACAUGAUUCUGGAAGUCAAAAGUUAUAGGAAUGUAUAUAUACAUAUUCCAGGACCCAUCCUGUAAUAUGUUGUUUCUUCAAGAAAAGUUUUAAUUAUGGUUUUGGCUUAUUGAAUUUUUGUUUAUCAAGGUCUUAUUGGAUUUACAUUUGUGUUUCUUAAGACUUCACAAUUUUCCUGGAUUUCAGGUUAUUUUAUUAGCCAAAAAAUGGUAUUUGUAUUUCCUUUUUAGUCUAAUUUUUUGCUGGAAGUUGUACUUUCUAGCAAAUGUUUCUAGUGGUACAUUGUUCUCAGUAAUUUUGAGGAGAACAAAGAUGAGUGAAAGAGUUAGAAAAUGUACACUAGGAUAGCAUUUCUCAGAGUCCUUGAAUCCUCUUGUUAAAAAAGCCUCUCUGAAUCUCCCAGACUCCUGUGAACAGACUUACGGUAACAGAAUCUGGCUUGGAAACACAGACAUUACAUGACUGUAUAAUUUAUAGAAUUAUAAAAUUAUAUGGUAAAAAUAUUAAAGAAACUUAAGAGUAGGAUCUAGAAAAUACUAGUGGCCAAAUUGCAAUGUAUUCUUUGUACCAUCUGUUUCAAAGACUUAGUUUUCUGAUUUUCAGAACAAAUACUUUAUCAUUUCUGUAUUUUAAAAAAAAUAAGAGUAAAAUAUUAGUUUAUUUUAGAAAUAAUGAAAUUCAGUCCAAAGUAGCAGUACAUUUGAUGAGUAUUUCUGAAGCCCUCAAUAAGAUUUAACUUGUUUUAACUUGAUCUACAUCGAGAUUUCUCAAUAGCAGCACUAUUAGCUGAAAGUCUUUGUUGUGGGGAACUGUCCUGUGUAUUGUAGGAUGUUAGCAACAUCCCUGGCCUCUGUCUACUAGAUGCCAGUAAGAACCUCCUAGUAAUGACAAUCAAAAUGUCUCCAGUCAUUGCCAAAAUUUCUCCCAGUUUACAGCCACUAUUCUACAUCAUACAAAGAGGUAGAUUGUGUGAAUAUGUAAUAUAUGUUGUUGUAUAAAACUGUACAAUAAGUAUACAAUGUCUUAGCAAGAUAAAUGAUUAUACCCAAAAUUACAUGUGUGGUUCAUAUGCAAUAAGAUACAAUUUUGAAGAAAGCUUAUUGGAAUUAGUGAAACAUAACAACUACAGAAUAUUUUAAGGCGCACAGAGAAAAUAUCAAAAAGGACAUUAUAGCAUUUCACUGUAGAAGUGCUUAAAACUUUGACCUCAGUGAAUAGAUCAAAAGUUUAUAAUUAGCACACCAAUUGGAAGUAAACAGGUGCUUCUCAAAUGCUUGAAAAGAAAAGGCUCUUUGAAGUAGUUAAAACGUGUCUUUCAAAAUUGCUUGCCCUUCCUUAACGUAAGGGUAACUUCAUCUCACAAACUCCUGGUUAGUGGAAUCCAAAUUAAUGAGGUUUUACUGUAUCAAAAUUAUUUUUAUAAUUCAAAGAGAUGAUAGCAAUAAGAAGAAUCUAAUGUGGAUGUGAUUUUUCUCUUUGAACAUUUCUGUUCUGUUGCACUGACCUUAGCACGCACGCACACACACACACACACCAUCGCCACCACUACCAUCAUCAUCUUAUCCUCAUCUUUGGAAAAUAAGUACUGUUGAUCCAUGUAAUCCUUUGCAUAGUCUCAUCUUUACUAUCAUUCUUCUAUUUCGGAACAUAAGAAAAAUACUCCUAAUAACUUGGACAAUGAUACAGAAAAUGACUCUGAGCCUUAGUUACCAUCAAAAUUACACUCUAUCUGCUAAAGCGACAUCAGAAGAUAAGGCUUGCAAACCACAGUCCCAACAAGUUGACCUUGUCUCCCUAUGAUUUCCUUGGAAGAUAAGGCCUUUUUAGUGUUACAGUAGAAAAUGGGCCUUUUCAUUUAUUCAUCUGUGAGAAGCUAGAAGUAUUUGUUUCCCUGAUAAUAAUGUGAGCAAUAGUCCCUACCUUGAAAUCAUCCAUUAGUCUUGGAGUUUGGAGGGAGGAAUGAUUGAUUCCUCAUUUGUUUUAAUCACCUACAAAAGCAGUACUACUGACUUUGCUUCUUACACUUCACUGAGCCCCAGACUUUAGGGCCCCAAUCACUGUCAAGAUCAUUGUCUAACUGGAACUCUGAAAGGACAGUGACAGAACUGAAUGAGAUGUUUUCCAGUGAUUCAGUCACAAAGACAAUUUUUUCAAAUCUUUUGAAAGUGAUUCUCAAAUAAAUAAAUCAAAAUCCAACUCCUUUCCCUCAAAGUUUUUAGGGAUCUGAAGGAAAAGGUUUACUGUUGGAGUCCCUUUUUAUGUGACCCAUGUACCAGUUUUAAAGGCACCAUCUAUACUUUAUCUACAUGAAGGGAUCACCAUGACUUUGAGAGAAAAAAGAAUCAGAUUAGGCCUAAGAUUGGUUGAAGAAGAUUAAAAUAGAUUCUUAUAUUCAAGCAGAAGGGAAAAAUGAAGCCAAUCUAGAAAAGUAAGCUAAAAAUCCUCUCCUUGGCUUAGGAUCAUUGGGUUAAACUGGGAGUAUAUCUGUGUGAUUACAACCUGCUGCUAUGAGAAAAAAGAAUUGUAACUUGACCAUGUUGGCUCACACAGGGCAAUGCAAAAGAAGUCAAAACAUUCAUAUCAGGUCUUGGUCUCUGUGUCAGGAGAAACGUGGUGGCUUUCACAGCUUCUUCACCUCUGUCCUCUGUCAUGCAACUCCAUUUUUGGCUAGGUACUAUUUCACAUGCACACUGUCCUGGGUGCCAGAAAUACUUGUGGUGUACUUGGUUUGAGCAGUACCUCUAGUAUGCACCAUUCCAGGGAACAUGGUUGUCAACAUAACAAGUUUAGUGUGUGUAUUUGCAGACAACAUAGCCCUGAAAGCAUGAAAUGUAGAAUAGGUAAGGUCUGUCUUAGAAAAGGAGGAGGAAGUACCAAUUUGGUGCAAGAAGAUCGUGGUGAGGAAGGACAUGGGAGCCACAGUGAAGUGAAAGAGGCUUUAAGGAAUCAGAUGCACAGAUGGAUGCUGAUUUACACAUUUAUCUAGAGGAGUGAUUCUCAACCUUGACUGUACAUAAGAAUCACCUCAGGAAAUUUUUAAAUUCCCAAUUAUAUUAAAAUCAUUUGGAGUGGGAACCAGACACCAAUAUUUGUGAAAGCCUCCAAGGUGGUUCUAAUGUCCAGCCAAAGUUGAUUAUCACUGCUUUAUGGCCAACUAAGGAAACCUUGUUUGUCUGCCCUGGCUGGUGCUCCAGCCCCAGUUCUGAGUGGUCAGGGAAGGCAAGAUGUAAGAUAUAGUAAUGGUAUUUAUUCUGUAUGUCUCACAGAACAAAAGCAUUUGAGAAUUUCUGACCAGGCAGAGCUCCAUCAACUCUUAAUAACCAUCUUUGUGAUAUUCUCCUAUGUGACUUGUCCAUCAAUUAUUCCAAUUCAAAGAUCUAGGUUUUUUUUCAAUUGUCUUACACAUGUGACAUCACAAGAUACCAGAAGUAGCACAGUAAAUUCAACAGCAUAUAAAGCUAAGUGGAAAACUCAUUCUUCAUAUUUAGACAGUGGAAAUUCUCAAAACAAUCAUUUGCUAAAUUAGGUCCAAAUUUAUUAUUCAUUCUUCUUCUGGAGGAGACAUGGGUACCAGGUACCUGUUCUGCUGUAGGUAUAUUUCACUGGACUUGGUCUUAGCAAAAAGGAAGAACAAAUCUUCCUUUUUGAUUGUUAUCUCAAUCAAAAGCUCCCAGGGCCACUUGGAUUUAUUUUCUUAGUCUUUGGACAUGUGUUUAAAGGAAAAGAAUACCUGUAACUUCCUAUAUGACAUCCAGUGCCCUGAAAGCAUGCUUACACCUUCAAAAAAGGAGAGUCCAGCCUAUCAAAGGCAGUAACACAUAAUGAGAAGAAACUCAGAGUUAUCGCCUGUCAUACUGCUUUCCCUCUGCUGUUGGCCCACCCUUCUUGACUGCAAAGCCAGAAAAUAAACUAGAUGGUGGUUUUGGACAAUUGUACACAGGAACAGAAUCUCUAAUAACCUAUAAUUUUUAGUACUUAAUUAUGUGAUGUUUUAUUCUAGGAAAUAAGAAACAGAUGACAUCAUUGAUGUAUCUUUCCUUCAUCUUCAGAAUUUUUGCAUCUUUUCAGAAAAUGACAAAUUACUAUUUUUCUGUUGCACUCAGCAAUUGUGACUAUACUUAACAAAAUUCUUGUAGUCUGUAGAGAUAUCAAUAAAAUUGUAUAUGUUUGUACAUAGAUGCUCUCUUAUGUCAUGAUGUCAUGCACUAAUGAUUUUUGCCAAGAUUACAUAUGGACAGAGGUAAGACCCAUUUAUAACGGUAUGAACUAUGGUUUUGCAAAGUGUAAUUGUUUUCAAAAAGCAGGGAGGGGGUGGGAGAGCAAUGUACAGCAAAUCUAUCAAAUACAACUUCCCAAAACUCACACAUUGUACUAGAAUUUAUAAACCCAAUAGCCAUUCAAAAUCUCCAUCAAUUUGAGGAGAUGUGUUACUUUUUGCUGGAAGACUUUAAAGACAACUUUUGACGAUGUUGAUUGAAGUCCACCUUCAGUGAAGUACAAGCAAAAAUAAUUUGUUAAUAAUGCAUCAAACGAAACCAAGGUGGGUAAGAUGUACCUACAAACUCAACAUGCAGACCUUACUUCCUCACUUCUUUUCAGCUCAGGCUUUGUCCUCAUCCAGGCAGAAAAAUUAAGCUACUAUGGGCUUAUUCCAGCUCCUAGUAGUUAUGAUAAACAUUCAUUAACUCAAGACCUCCAACAGUUCUCUGGAGAGUGUGCUCUCCUGCGCCUCUGGCUUUCAUAAGCAUAGUUAAUUCCUCUCCAGGCACUUUCCCCAUAUUUAUCUAUACUCUGGCCAUAAACAACUGACUUUAUUCUUCCAAAUCCUGUCUAAUUUAAUCUCAGGAAAAUUUCCCCACCACCAUAAUUUUUCUCCUAAUUUUAGUUCCAUAUAAAAAUUGAAAAAAACAGCCAACCAACUCUAGGCUAAAAAACUUGUUGAUUAAAAAUACAAAUAUGCAUACUGACCUUUUAAAAUACAAAUUCCUUUUCAGAAUUUUUCUCUAGCAGAAUUUCUUCAAAGGGAUCCAUUUACCUUCUUAUUUUUGAAUUACAAUAACUCAAGCUUCAGAUACUUGCAUUCAAUAUUUGAAAUACUGAUUCGACUUCCUUUCUUCCUUCUUCCCUUCCUUUCUGUUUCUUCCUCACCCCCUCCCUCCCUCUGUUCCCUGCUGCCCUUUCCUCUCCUCCCUUCCUUCCUCCUUUCUUUCCUUUCAUUCAUUCAUUCAUUCCAAAAGUCAGCCACACUCAAAAAGGUUGGUGAUGGCAUCCCCAUACAAAGACUGCAUUGGAGUAGGGUGAGAAGGGCAGCCCACAGGAGACAGCACUGGAGGGAAGUGGCAGGGUCAACCCUUCAGUGGUCAGUGAUGGCGUGUGAUGUUGGCACUGGAGCAGGGCAGAAGGCAGCCCGGUGGGGUCAGGAGGUUGGCUACAUACAGGGUAUUGAGCAAUUAACAAGUACAUUGAUACUAUGGGAGCCAGGUUUCUCCCUGAUGGAGAACAAAGAAAGGAAAAAUUAAAAGGGAAAGCUAGAAUAAACCCUGUGGUAUUAGAUUAGAAUUGGAAGUAUCAGUAUAAAUUUUUACAUAUAUAUAAAGUGUGUAUAAAUAAUGUAUACAAAUAUAUAUGGGUAUCGCUACAUAGUUUACAUACAUAUGUGAUAUAAAGGUGUGUGUGUGCACACAUGCCUGUGUGGUACAUAUAUAUUUCCUAAUUCUGCACACCAAGAGGACAGGGAGCAAGCCCCUCACACCCUGGAGCAAUGAGCACAACUAGUGCCUGGAUAUUGAUUUCCAAUUACUAUUCUCUGCUAAAAGGAACUGGAGCUCUAUGAAGAAAUGUCUGAUUUUAAGGCUGGAACAUUUUUGUGUCAGAAAAUAAAGUAUUCAAAGAAUAGGGACAUGUCAAAAGGAUACAGCAGCUAGCUUAAGGACAUGCUAGCUUAGGAAAGCUUAAGGACAAGCUAGCUUAGGACAAAUCAGGUAUAAUUUGAGCAUCAAGGCCAAGUGCAGUGGCUCAUGCCUGUAAUCCCAGCACUUUGGGAGGCCAAGGUGGGAGGAUUGCUUGAGACCAAAAGUUCGAGACCAGCUUGGGUAACAUAACAAGACCCUGUCUCUACCCCAAAAAAAAUAAUAAUAAUAAUGAAAAGAAAAAGGAAAAAGCAUCAAAAGUCAUAACAGUAACUUAAUAAGUACACAUUAGUCCACAUUAAUAUAAAUAAAAGGAGAAAGCGAAAACUCUUUCUUACAAUAGAAUGUCAACAAAUAAAUAAAUGUAGAUGGAAUUUUGAAAUUACCAUUUAGCAACCAUUAUCAUAAUGACUUGGGCAACAAAUACCAGUGGAUGCUAAAACUAGUGAGGUAAAGUGGGACAGAGGAAGAGGACAUUUCCAUAGUCAAAGUAUCUUCACAAAAAAAAAAUUUGCUAAUCAUAAAGAAAACUAUAACUAGAGAAACAUGGCAGACACCAUCUUAACCAAGUGAUCAGUUACCACCACCAGCAAGGGAACAAAUCAACAUCAUGUGCCACCUGACAGGAUGCAGUGAGUGAGAACCCAGUGUCACCUCUGCAAUAUUCCUGCCAAAAAGGCAGAAUCAAGGUCUAAUCAUGAGGCAAUAAACAAAACCAAAUUGAGUGACAUUCUAUAAAAUAUCUGCCCUCUAUUAAAAAUUUUCAGUGUCAUAAAAGUCAAGGAAGGAUGUAUGUUCUGGAUUUAAGGAGACUAGACAGUCAUGACAACUAGGUGCAACUCUUAGUCUUGGAUUGGACCCUUUUGCUAUAAAUGACAUAAGUGGAGAAAUUAACAAAACUUGAAUGGUGAUUUCUGACUUGAUUGGGAUUCUUGGUAGUAUUCUUCAAACUUUUACCUAGGUUUUAAGUUAUUCCAAAAUAAAGUUAUAAAAAUAAAAUAUUUCCAAUCUUGUUGUAUUACUUGCACUUCAAUGGCAUUGUCUUCUACCUUUCAUAGCAAAUGGAUAGCAGCUUUGCAGCUUAAACAAUAGUCUCGUGAGCUGAUCUGGGAAUCCAACCAUUAUUUGAACAUUUUUUAAAGUGUAUUUUAAUUGCACAAAUAAUACAUAAAUGCAUAUUGUAAUAGUCAUAUGAUAAAUUUAGACAAGAUCAAGUAUUUCCCUUGGUUACCUCCUACUCAUCUAAACUAACGAGUUAUAGUUUGCUGUGUUUCCUUCUAAAAAAUUUUUCUAUGCUGCAAUGUGCUUAUUCAUGUCUCUACUAUGUCUCAGAUCGUUCUAUGUCAGUACCUAUAAUUCAUUCUUUUUAACUCACUUAUAUUAUCCCAUGGUGUCAAUAAACCAUAACUUGCUACCA